Molecule: messenger RNA, 1297 nt
Organism: Syzygium oleosum
Lineage: Eukaryota; Viridiplantae; Streptophyta; Magnoliopsida; Myrtales; Myrtaceae
Product: TPD1 protein homolog 1-like
Exons: 4
Coding region: 550-1074 (174 amino acids)
Biological process (GO): cell fate determination
Source: RefSeq, a predicted model, not a curated record
UCAGUUUGGUUCACACAAAGAACAAGAGAUGCACCGGAUGCAUUCCUAUGCCAUUUUAAAUUCCGAGGGAUUAUUAUAUCAUGAUCGUAAACUUCACUGCAAGGUGGAAUCAGAAGUACAGAUGAACUCUGUUAAUUACACUCAAAUCAUGCAACAUGCAAUGUUGGAAGUUGAUUAGUACUGGGUGCGAGCAUUAAAGUGGAUGUCAUCUCUCUCCCAUCUUCAGUCUCUCUCAACAUGAAAUAAAGAGGUGAAAGAAACACGACCGGACGAGACAUUAAGAAUGAAACGAGGUUGGUGGUCCUUCCGACUCUUCAUCUUCAACCAGUACUCUGCACUUCACACUGCCCUUUGCUUCUCUGUGCCCUCCCUAUUCCCACACAAAAUUGCACAGGCCAAAAUUUGCCUGAAAGAGAAGUACAAGAAACCUAUUCGUUUCAUCGCAAUCAUCCCCUGCUCUCUUAUAUAAAGAACCACUCCCACAAACUCUUGAGCGCCACCAACAGUACAAUAGCCCCAGAGCCAACAUAAACUGUCCAGAAAAUAAUCAUGAGGUCACUUUGUCGUGUCUUCUUCUGCUGCGCCAUGCUGUUGUUGCUCCUAGUCCCACCAUCCAACUGUGUGAAGCAUUCAGACCCUCCCGGUUUCUUCCUGCAUUCAUCGAAAGAAGGUCUCAACCAGUCCAGUGCAGAGGCCAGAGCUUCAAAAAUGGCAGUUUCCACUUCCAGCCACAGAAAGGGUUUGCCACAUGGAUCAGCAUCAUCAUCACUGUGCAAAAGCAGAGACAUAAGCAUCUCGCAGAGCAGAGACUCGUCGUCCUCGGGGAUACCACAGUUCAUUGUCCAAAUCAUGAACACCUGCACCGUGCCUCGCUGCUCGCCUACGGGCAUUCACCUCCACUGCGGCUGGUUUGCCUCGGCCAGGAUGGUGAACCCGAGGAGCUUCAAGAGGCUCGCUUACGACGAUUGCCUCGUGAACGGAGGCGAGGCCUUGAAGCCCAGCCAGAUCGUCCGCUUCACUUACUCCAACUCCUUCAUGUACCCUCUCGCCUUCAAGUUUGCCAAGUUUUGCUGAGCUCACAAUCUCACAGAGAGAGAGAGUGAGAGAUUCAUCAGCGACUAAGUAUAGUGUUGAUUCUGAUUUUUGAUCUUUUGGUUCAUACGAAAUUUAACUUCUCUAGGAGUGCUGACACGGGUGUGUGCGCAAGUAAGUUUGAGGAUUACUUGUGGAAUGAUUUGGUUAUGCUGAUGUUCUAAACUGCGCAUUUUGAAGAAGAGAUUUUUAUUGCCUUGGUCAA